GUAUUUUUUCAGCUACAAUAUUGUAAAAUAAGCUUCCUAAAAUCUACAGAAUAUAUUUUGCUAGGUCAUAAAAAUGCCGUUGCUGUUUUCAAGAACGUUUCUUUUUUUAUAUUUCCUUACAGCUGAAACCUCGUUUUACCUAAGCUUUCAGUGAAAAUAAUACCAAAGAGCAGAAUAAAAAUUUGUAAUACAUUUUCAAGGCACUGCUGUGAUUCCUUCCCCCCGCACCUCCCCCACCAGGAUGAGAUCAUCCUCCACAGGGAGAUGCAUGGCAUCACUGCAUUACCUAAAGCAAGAUGAGGCAAUCCUUAGUGGCCUGUUAGGCUCAGCAGCAUCCUCCGGAGAGCAUUGCUGUUACCCUGACCGGUGCUUUGGAGCACAAAACACCCUGCUGGUUCAAAGGCGCGUUCCAGUGCCUAGCAACAAAAGAGCUAUGUCUUUGUGGGUGUGUUUUGUUCUUUAAAGAAGUGCAGGUGACUGGGUGCUCAGGAAUUGAUGGAUAUUAAAAGUGAGUUACAGAUUCUGUUCUGAAGAUAAACCACGCGAAUUUCAAAUACUUAACGUGUUAUAACCAGUUUCGCUAGACAAUCCCUAUAGCUUCUGUGAAGUCUCUCAGACAAGCUCCAAUUGUUAUGAAGUAGAGUGCAGGAAGCUCUGACACUUCAUUAAACAAUUGAAACUGGAGGAUGUGAACUAGGCUUGCGGAGGCCUUAGUGAGAAAUACUUUUAUGAUACGGUAUUACAAGUUGUGUUUUACAUUUUUCAGAAAGAAAUUAAUAUAGCUUGUUGUAAUUGUAGGUUCUGCUAGCUACUUCUUCUAAUUUCAUUGUUUAUUUGGUGCUGGAUCAACGACAGUGGUUUUAGAGCUUUAAGUUUUAAGGUCGCAAAAGGGUUAAGGAGAUAAGUCUUACUGUAAAGUCACUUAAAUGUUGAAGAUCUCUCUUAGUGUUUGCAUCCUGCCUUAACAUUUGUGCUGUAAGAAGCAUUCAGUGCUCGAAGCCAGCUGGGUCUGCAGUUUGCUCAGUUAAGCCUGCUGCUGUUGAGCAGUUUGGUUGGAGCACUCCUGAUGGGAACCCAGGGCAACCUAAUGAGCCACUUUCCCUCCCUUGUGAUUCCAAGGGUUCAUCUGUUGGCCAGAGAGUGUUAGCUUUCCCUGUACUUUGGCUGAGUCCUUCUCCAGGUGGCUGUUGGUAGGUGGCUCAUCUGAUAGACAGAAGCUGGCCACAGCUGAUGUAAGUACAUAUUUAUUAGUUUACACUCUCUCCUUCAUGUACUUGCAGCACUGGCACUGCAGAGCUUCCCAGUGCCAAACAGCUGGGGUAAACACCUGGGAUUUAGCAGAAGUUGAUUUCUGUGCUCACAUGGCUACACUGCUAUCAGUACAUCUGCUAGCUGGCUUUGAUAAUAGAAUUGGCACAUGAUGCUGUGCUUUUUUUAAUAUGGUGUGGCUGUUUAUUACUGUUGUCAGACAAAGAACAGAUGGAGGAAGUUAACCAUUUCCCUGUCUCUCUUAUUAAUCCCAGCAACACUGAAGGAUUUGGGUUGUGCUGUUGCACAUAGUUCUUCUCCAGGAGAAUGAGCAGUAUGAGUUGCAUCAGAAUGGUGGGAAAUUUUCUAUUUUGCUGCAUUGCAUAAUACAGUUGUCAAGUCUGGAAUAAUUUGCUGAAGAAUAAGAUUUAAUUACAUCAGUGCUCUGAAAUAAUAAAAUAGCAUUGAAGAUCUUUUGAAGCCACUAAAAAUCUGAUAAUUGAAAGCAAUAAUGACAGACAUAGGAGAUGGACCACAUUUGGGGAAGGAUCUGGCAGAUGCAAAAUCUGUUCCAGGUUUUAAAGGAAAGAGCCUACCUGGUAGCAAGUCUAUGGACUCUGGAAUUCUGCCAGACUACAGCUACAGAAUGGAUUAUCCAGAGAUGGGGGAAUGUGUAAUAAUAAACAAUAAGAACUUCCACAGAGAUACUGGGAUGUCGUCUCGUUCAGGUACAGAUGCAGAUGCCGCAAGUGUCAGAGAAGUUUUUAUGAAGUUGGGAUAUAAAAUAAAGAUCAACAAUGAUCUUUCAUGUAGAGACAUUUUUAAACUAUUGAAAAAUGUUUCUGAAGAAGAUCACAGCAAGCGAAGCAGUUUUGUUUGCGUGUUGCUAAGCCAUGGCGACGAGGGAUUGAUCUAUGGUACCGAUGGGCCUCUUGAACUGAAAAUACUAACAAGCCUUUUCCGAGGGGACAGGUGCAGAAGUUUAGCAGGAAAACCCAAACUCUUUUUCAUUCAGGCUUGUAGAGGGACAGAAUUAGAUUCUGGUAUUGAGACAGACAGUGGAUCUGAAGAAACAACGUGUCAGAAAAUCCCUGUAGAGGCAGACUUCCUGUAUGCCUAUUCUACAGCUCCAGGCUAUUACUCCUGGAGGAAUUCAGCUAAAGGCUCAUGGUUUAUUCAGUCACUGUGUGAAAUGCUGCAGGAACAUGCAAGGAAACUUGAACUCAUGCAGAUUUUAACUCGUGUCAAUCGCAGAGUGGCAGAGUAUGAGUCCUGCUCAACUCUACAAGAUUUUCAUGCAAAGAAACAGAUUCCAUGUAUUGUCUCUAUGCUCACCAAAGAAUUUUAUUUCCCUUCCUAAAAUAAUUUUUCUGUUCCUGUUUUUAUCUGCAUUUUAUAUGCAAUAUUAGUACAAAAUACCACUUUUAAAUCUGAAUAACUGUUCACUACUGUGUGUGGCACAAUGAAGUGUCUCAAAGUUAGAUAUAUGUUGUUAGAAGUAAAACAGUAUGGCUGUGUAGAAAUGCAAAGCUGAGUAGCUGAAGCAGAUUUGAAAUUAGUGCUCUGAGUAUCUCAAAAAAUUAGGAAGGGGAGACUGAAGAAAGAUCAAAUCAUUUAUUGGAGCUUUUUGGUGCUACAUUAUUUCACUUUGCUGAAGGAGCAGAGGAAAGAAACCGUUCUUGUAACUAGUUUGAUUUCAUAUCUUACAAAGACGUUUCAGAACAUCAUUGAUGGUAAUAUGGAUAGUAAUGUCAUCACACAUUUCUUAACUCAAGUUCUUAAACUAACCUAAACAAUUUUUACACUCCUGGGCAUAAACUGUAGAAAACAGCCAUUUCAUAUUUUUACAUACAAUUGUGAAGCAUGUUUUGAAUACAGUCAGUUUUUCCUGAUAACUCCUGAUAAUUUAAUAACUUUGUGUAUGGAAUAUUAGAUAAAACAAUUAUAUCAACAUGGCAGCUGUUUCAAAAUAAAUUUUGUAUUCUGACCUUGAAGCUGAGUACCCAAGGGACCAGUCUUCCGAAAUGUCUUUUCUGCAGCUCCCUAAGGGUGGAGCGGUUGGAACAUAUUUGGGGCUAUAAGAAACAGUGCAAAAGGGAAGUCUGCAUUCUGAACAGUCUGCUUUCCUCUUUUUAGCCUUAAAUAAGAAUGGGUUGGCUCUGUGUGUACCACGUGUAAUCUGUGAGGAAACCUAGAUUUGUGGUACUGGAGAAAUUUCACUUCAUAACGCUAAUUCCACUGAACUAAUUACAAACUUUAGCUAAAAUAUAUUAACAAAUAGUAAAUUUAUGUCUUGACUCUGAAUUUUGUGACACAGAAUUACAAAAUUGCAAAAAAUUUUUGCUGAUGUUUCAACUUGUAACAGUCUUUUUAAGAUCAGUGGAAGACAGAAUAUGAGAUUUCUAUACGUGCUUGCCAAACAAGACUUGAAACUCUUUUAAAAUUGUGUAGCAAAAACAGUGUUGGAAAAUUGAUGUUCACUUCCAGAGGCAUUUUGUACUUUUUUUUUUUUUUUUUUUUUUAAAUUAAAUGCUGUUUCCUAGAU
Messenger RNA from Hirundo rustica (Barn swallow), 3793 nucleotides. RefSeq names its product caspase 3 (gene CASP3). NCBI's taxonomy places the organism in Eukaryota, Metazoa, Chordata, Aves, Passeriformes, Hirundinidae. Gene Ontology annotation, cellular component: cytoplasm. Bases 1760 to 2608 code for a protein of 282 amino acids. The record is from RefSeq and is a predicted model, not a curated record. Gene Ontology annotation, biological process: proteolysis; keratinocyte differentiation; apoptotic process. The transcript is spliced from 8 exons.